Messenger RNA from Onychomys torridus (southern grasshopper mouse), 2219 nucleotides. It is a transcript of the gene Atp6v1c2, whose product is annotated as ATPase H+ transporting V1 subunit C2. The coding region runs from base 57 to 1334 and encodes 425 amino acids. Gene Ontology annotation, cellular component: lysosomal membrane; vacuolar proton-transporting V-type ATPase, V1 domain. The record is from RefSeq and is a predicted model, not a curated record. Lineage: Eukaryota; Metazoa; Chordata; Mammalia; Rodentia; Cricetidae. Gene Ontology annotation, molecular function: proton-transporting ATPase activity, rotational mechanism. The transcript has 14 exons. Gene Ontology annotation, biological process: proton transmembrane transport.
GUCCCCGCGUGUCGUCUACAGCCCAGACAAUCUCCCGCCGCUCCUGACUUAGAAACAUGUCCGAGUUUUGGCUUAUUUCGGCCCCUGGUGAUAAGGAAAACUUACAAGCUCUGGAGAGGAUGAACAGUGUCACCUCAAAGUCCAACCUGUCCCACAACACCAAGUUCACCAUCCCUGACUUCAAGGUGGGGACCCUGGAUUCCCUUGUUGGUCUCUCAGAUGAGCUGGGGAAACUUGAUACCUUUGCUGAAAGCCUCAUAAAGAGAAUGGCGCAGAGUGUGGUGGAGGUCAUGGAAGACUCCAAGGGCAAAGUCCACGAGAACCUCCUGGCCAAUGGAGUUGACCUGACAUCCUUCGUGACGCACUUUGAGUGGGACAUGGCCAAAUACCCUGCCAAGCAGCCACUGGUGAGCGUGGUGGACACACUGGCCAAGCAACUGGCACAAAUCGAGACAGACCUGAAGUCCCGCACAGCAGCAUACAGCGUUCUGAAGGCCAACCUGGAGAACUUGGAGAAGAAAUCCACGGGGAACCUCUUCACUCGGACACUGAGCGAUAUUGUCAGCAAAGAAGACUUUGUACUUGAUUCGGAAUAUCUCAUAACCUUGCUGGUCAUCGUCCCCAAGUCAAGCUACGUACAGUGGCAGAGGACAUAUGAGUCCCUAUCCGACAUGGUGGUCCCUCGAUCAACCAAACUGAUCGCCGAGGACAAGGAGGCUGGCCUCUUCACAGUGACUCUCUUCCGCAAAGUGACUGAAGAUUUCAAAGUUAAAGCCAAAGAAAACAAGUUCAUUGUCCGGGAAUUUUACUACGAUGAAAAAGAGAUUAAAAGAGAAAGGGAAGAGAUGAACAGGUUGCUGUCUGAUAAGAAACAACAGUAUCAAACUUCCUGUGUUGCUCUUAAAAAGGGAUCAGCCACCUACCGGGACCACAAGGUUAAGGUAACCCCGCUAGGUAACCCUGCUAGGCCCGCUGCGGGGCAGACCGACAGAGACAGAGAGGGCGAGGGUGAGGGACCUCUACUGCGCUGGCUCAAGGUGAACUUCAGCGAGGCUUUUAUUGCCUGGAUCCACAUAAAGGCCCUGAGAGUAUUUGUGGAGUCUGUGCUCAGGUACGGACUUCCAGUGAACUUCCAGGCUGUACUCCUGCAGCCCCAGAAAAAAUCAGCCACCAAGCGCCUGAGAGAGGUGCUCAAUUCUGUCUUCCGGCACCUGGACGAGGUCGCCGCAGCCAGCAUACUGGAUGCGUCUGUGGAGAUCCCUGGACUGCAGCUCAGCAACCAGGACUAUUUCCCCUACGUGUACUUCCACAUUGACCUCAGCCUUCUGGACUAGGUGGCCAGCCUGUCUCACUGUGGCCUCAGACCGUACUCUAAGCUGGACAGCCAUAUCCUGCAGGAUUCUGACUCACGAGAUACUUACAGACGUUAGUUAGAGUGUAUUUAUUUUUUUAAGUUACAAUAAAAUGCUCAGUUCUGAGUCUUCCCUUGUGUUUAACUAACUCCCAACUUUCUCCUGAGCGUUUUACAUAGUGAAAUAUCUGGAACCCACAGGGCUUUUGUCUUCGUGGGAUUUCCAAUGGGAGAUUAAUGAGAAUGUUGAAAACCUGAGUCUGAUUAUCACUGGUGAAGCCGUAAGACAAGACUUUGGGGCAUGAAAUGAGGUUUUCACUUGGGACCAAGUUUCCACACAGAAUCAUGUCCUUGCCAAAAGGUCUUGUCUUCAUUUAAAAAACCAUUUUUACAGGGAGAUGAUGAUUGAUGUGAUGUCUGUUCAUAGGGUUAGUUUUCAGGAUAAACGUCAAGACUCCAAUUUUAAGAUGUGCCACUAAUUUCAUACAUUUAUCAGCUUUGUCCAAAAUAUCAUUUUAUUCUUGAAUGGAAAAAGCCAUUAAUAGUCAAACAAAAGAAUCACAUUUUAAAAACCCUAUACAUAAGAAACAGCCUCCAAGAACAUUCAAGCAGCAGUCAGGAGGAGGGAAAAAUGUUUCAACAGCCCAGUUUUCUUCAAUAUGCCAAAGAAUAAAUCCAAUUCACUGCUACAAUUCAUAGAAUUCUUCAGUGUUUUCUUGAGACGCCGAGGUUCACUGUUGCAGGUUCCAGUGGCCGGCAAGUACUGCUCGGAAAGGCAGACAGCUGAGCAGAACCUCACUGCUGGAAAACUGCCUGCUCCCAAGAAAAGAAACGUGAAGGCUGGGCUGCGGCCCUCACAACUCAUCCU